ACUAGGUAAACCAUUAAACCCUUAACCCCGUAGUCUUUCCAACAACUUGGGUUCUCCAUAAGCAAAAAAAACAACUCCAAGAUUUCCAAAUUCAGCAAACCAAAUGGAAUCACAAAGAGAUGAGGCCGUCCCUCGACACCCAAAACAGAGCAAACCCCAAAACCCAGCUCAUGUUCCAUCCAUUUCAAGCAAAGAUUCAAUCUUUUCUAUGCCUAACCUUCCUGCAGAACUCAUCACAGAAAUCUUGUUAAAGCUUCCUGUCAAUUCCCUCUUGCGAUUUAGUUGUGUUUCAAAAUCAUGGCUUGCACUAAUCUCUAGCCCUGAAUUUGUGAAAAUCCAUCUCUUAUUAUCCGCUAGUAAUAAGGACUACACCCACCAUGGAGUUAUGUUUGAGGCAUCUAAUGAUAACUACGAUGUUAAGUACUGUUCCCUUAGCUCUUUACUUUACAAUUCUGUUACUGAGGCAUUUGACUUGGAUUAUCCUGGUAAAAAUCCCGAUCACUUUCCUCGGAUUGUGGGUUCUAUUAAUGGUUUGAUUUGUCUUGUCAUUAAUUCGUUUGACGGUUUACCUGAUUUGUUUCUAUGGAAUCCAUCAGUUAGAAAGUACAAGAAAUUGCGUAAUUAUAGACUUAGUGUAAGCCGCCGUUACCAUGAGGAUGAAUGUGUCGAUUUUAAUUUUGGUUUUGCAUAUGAUGAGUUCCAAGAUGAUUACAAGGUAGUGGGUAUAUUCUCUAUUUACAGAUAUAUACAUUUGUGUCGUAUUGAGGUUAGAAUAUAUAGUCUAAAGAGUAAUUCUUGGAGAAGUAUUGAUGAUUUUAAAGGUAGGUUGUUGUUGGAUGAUCAUUCGGGUAAGCUUGUGAAUGGGAAGCUUUAUUGGCUUGACAAGGGAUGGAACAUUCUUUCUAUUGAUUUGGCUUGUGAGAAAUGGGCAGAGGUAGAGCAGCCCUGCUCUUUUAAAAAAUGUGGUUUUUUGAGUCUAGGAGUGUUCAGGAGUGAUCUUUCUGCGUUUUGUAAUGAAGCUUGGACUCAGGUAGAUAUAUGGGUUAUGAAGGAGUAUGGGGUAAAAGAAUCUUGGGCAAAAAUAUUUACCAUCAAGUCUCCUGUUGAUUCAACGGGAAAUAGAUUUGAUCCACCAAUUUUAAUGUCAAAUGAAGGUGAAAUUUUGAUUCAGUUUGGAUCACGUUUCACGAAGUACAAUUCAAAGGAUGAGUCGAUCAAAUAUCUGGAUGUUACCAACUUUGCUCCAUUUCUUGAAGCACACAUCUACGUUAAGAGCCUAGUUUGUCCCUUCAUACGGAAGGGACCUCGAACGCAACAACAGUGGAGCUGAAAUAACUCAGAUGAAGACAAUCAUGUGACUAAUAACAUGUAAGAGGUGAAGGAUGCACCUCACUGAAUGAUCAUCUUGGUUAAUGAAUGGAUGAGAUUCCAAUGUUUGACACAUGCUGUGGGCUGGCGUAGUUCGACUUACUCUCUGCUGAUGGAUCACCUAAUUGAAUAGCAUUUGCAGCUUCGAGAUCUUAUCUAGCAAAAGUUCCAACGAGAAUGCUGGAGAAGGGAUUUUAAUCCAGCUCUUGUACCUUCUAUUGAGUACCAAAAACCUAACAACUUUCUAUUUAGAACUCUAUAUAGAGAUGUUGAGUAGUAGAUAUGCUUGUGAUGCAAUGCUCUGUGACACUGUGACCACUUUAUAAGGCAUAUAAGCUUAUUUUCGUCCUUGAUUGAAGUCAAAGUAUUUAACCGUAGUAAUUCCCGAUUCAGGUAUUGAUAUUUCUUGUGUAGUAACAUGCAUGAAUUAUUAUUCAUGUAUAACUAAACUGUGACCACUUUAUAAGGCAAUUCAUGAAUUUUUAUUCA
This is a messenger RNA of Nicotiana attenuata, 1857 nucleotides long. RefSeq names its product F-box/kelch-repeat protein At3g23880-like. The transcript is spliced from 2 exons. The record is from RefSeq and is a predicted model, not a curated record. Bases 104 to 1330 code for a protein of 408 amino acids. Gene Ontology annotation, molecular function: protein binding. Lineage: Eukaryota; Viridiplantae; Streptophyta; Magnoliopsida; Solanales; Solanaceae.